Molecule: messenger RNA, 306 nt
Organism: Rotaria socialis
Lineage: Eukaryota; Metazoa; Rotifera; Eurotatoria; Philodinida; Philodinidae
Source: the annotation of a GenBank genome assembly
AUGGAUAUUGUAGCUGAUUUACAAACGGAAUUAAUUAAAAAAGCCAUUGGUGAAGAUGCAACACAAGAUGAAAUCCAGUAUGGCUUACAUAUAUUCCGGAGUGCUCAUCAAUUAUAUGGAUGUGAUCCUGAAUUUCAUAAUUUAUCCCUUUAUGUUCAACAUAAUCGUGCAAAACAAGGAAAUCUUAAAGUCGGUGAUCAAGCUGUUGAUGUUCGAUUAUUGAAUAUAAAUGGUGAAUUUGUUUCAUUAUUAUCUCAUUGUCAUCCUAAUCGGCCAUUAUUAAUUCUUGCUGAUUCAUACACAUGA